Musa acuminata subsp. malaccensis (wild Malaysian banana) is the source of this 766-nucleotide messenger RNA. Its product is annotated as large ribosomal subunit protein eL28y. The record is from RefSeq and is a predicted model, not a curated record. Gene Ontology annotation, molecular function: structural constituent of ribosome. Gene Ontology annotation, cellular component: cytosolic large ribosomal subunit; ribosome. Gene Ontology annotation, biological process: translation. NCBI's taxonomy places the organism in Eukaryota, Viridiplantae, Streptophyta, Magnoliopsida, Zingiberales, Musaceae.
AUCGCGGCUGACCGCCAGAAAACGUUCUACUAGGGUUUACGAACAAGGGCGGCGAUCGAGGCGAAUAGCAACGACCGAGCGGAACUCCUUUCGCCGCCACCAAAUCCAGUCUGCUCUGAUGGCCACCGUCCCUGGCCCACUCAUUUGGGAGAUUGUGAAGAAGAACAAUGCGUUCCUUGUGAAGCAAUUCGGUAACGAUACUGCCAUGGUGCAAUUUAGCAAGGAGCCAAACAAUCUCUAUAAUGUCAAUUCCUACAAGCACUCCGGGUUGGCAAACAAGAAGACAGUGACCAUUCAGGCUGGAGGGAAGGACCUGUCUGUAGCAAUUGCGACAACUAAGACAAAGAAGCAGAACAAGCCUGGUAGCUUAUAUCACAGAUCAGUCAUGAAGAAGGAGUUCUGUAAGUUGGCAAAAGUUGUUAUGAACCAGGUCACUGACAACCACUACAGGCCAGAUCUGACCAACUCAGCUCUAGCGCGGCUGAGUGCGGUACAUCGAAGCCUUAAGGUUGCCAAGUCUGGCGCAAAGAAGAGGAACAGGCAGGCUCUUAAAGUGAGAAACUAAAUCAAUGCUUGUGUCCAUGGAUGGUCUUAUUUAGUUGUCCUUUAUUUGGUUUUUGGUUCACUAAGUUUUCGUGGAAGAAUUGCUGUCACCCGGAAUUUUGAUGACUGGUUUUCUAUUGUUGAUUUCAUUGCAAGAGUUUUCAUAAUCUAGUUUUAUUUGAGAUGACCUUUAAUAUUUGGCACAUGAUCUUGAUACAAACAA